Ananas comosus (pineapple) is the source of this 3647-nucleotide messenger RNA. RefSeq lists its product as uncharacterized. The coding region runs from base 166 to 3186 and encodes 1006 amino acids. The record is from RefSeq and is a predicted model, not a curated record. The transcript has 5 exons. Lineage: Eukaryota; Viridiplantae; Streptophyta; Magnoliopsida; Poales; Bromeliaceae.
ACACACACGGAAAACAGAGAAAAAAAAGAAAAAAGAAAAAAGAAAAACAAUCGCUAUCACGAGUCCCUUUCUCCAUGAGCGAAAGGAGAGAGUAGAAAAAGAAGGACACAAAAAAAAGAAGAAUAAUCUGAAUUAUUCUUCUUCUUCUGCUUCUACCCUGCGUGGAUGGCGCGCCUCUUCCGAGAUCGGGGAACCCUAGGGGAGUCGAAGAGGGAGAUCAACGGCGAAACCCUAAGGCUCUCCUCCUCCUCUUCCUCCUCCUUCUCCAUGGCCGCCUCCGCCGCCGCGGAUCUCCCCUGCCCCUUUGGGCAAUUGGGGUGCGCCCUCUCCGAUUCCGAGCUCCGCGAGACCGCGUACGAGAUCUACGCCGCCGCGUCCCGCACCUCCGGGGGGAAGCCCCUCACCUACAUUCCGCAGUCCGAGCGCACCCCGACCUCCUCCUCCUCCUCCCCCGGCGCCGCCGCCGGAGACCGGUCGCUGUCGCCGUCGCUCUCCGCCUCGCCGCUUUCCGCCUCGCCGUCGCUGCAGCGAUCGCUCACCUCCGCCGCCGCGAGCAAGAUGAAGAAGGCCCUAGGGCUCAAAUCGUUGUCGGCGUCGAAGAAGAGCCCCGGAAAGGACGGGAGCCCCGCGAAGUCCUCGGCGAAGAAGCAGAUCUCUGCUGGAGAGCUUAUAAGGAUUCAGAUGCGGAUCUCGGAGCAGAGCGAUGCUCGGAUCCGGAGGGGUUUGCUUAGGGUCGCGGCGGGACAACUUGGGAGACGUGUAGAGGCUAUGGUUUUGCCCCUAGAACUACUGCAACAGUUCAAAGCAUCAGAUUUUCCAGACCCACAAGAAUAUGAGGCCUGGAAGAUCAGGAACUUGAAGCUCCUCGAAGCUGGAUUACUUCUACACCCACUUAUUCCACUAGAGAAAUCGGAUGUUUCAGCUCAAAGGCUACGCCAGAUCAUACGCGGAGCUUCAGAUAGGCCACUUGAAACUGGAAGGAAUUCAGAAUCAAUGCAGAUUUUACGUAGCGCUGUUACUGCCCUCGCUUGCAGAUCCUUUGAUGGAUCUUCAGACGCCUGCCAUUGGGCAGAUGGAUUUCCACUUAAUCUCCAUCUAUACCAUAUGCUGAUAGAAGCUUGCUUUGAUAAUGGUGAGGAAGGUUCCAUUGUGGAAGAGAGCUUGGAGGUAUUAGAGCAAAUAAAAAAGACUUGGGUUAUCCUCGGAAUCAAUCAGAUGCUUCACAAUCUUUGUUUUACUUGGGUUUUAUUCAGCCGUUUUGUUACCACCGGUCAAGUAGACAAUGAUCUCCUGUUUGAGGCUGAUAAUCAGUUAGCUGAGGUUGCAAAGGAUGCUAAAACGACAAAGGAUCCAGUUUAUUCUAAAAUUCUGAGUUCAACACUCAGCUCAAUAAUGGGUUGGACAGAAAAAAGACUUCUGGCUUAUCAUGAGACCUUCAAUUCUAGUAACAUUGAGUCUAUGCCGAGUAUUGUCUCUAUAGGAGUGACAGCUGCUAAAAUUCUUGUUGAAGAUAUAUCUAAUGAAUACCGUCGUAAGAGGAAAGAAGAAACUGAUGUAGCUCGCAGCAGGAUUGACACUUACAUACGAUCGUCUCUCCGUACUGCUUUUGCUCAAAGAAUGGAACAAGCAGAUUCAAAUAGACGGUCAUCAAAAAAUCAGGCUACUCCUACCCCAGUCCUUUCCAUCCUUGCAAAGGACAUUGGCGAUCUAGCAAAGAAGGAAAAAGAGCUAUUCAGUCCAAUAUUGAAGCAAUGGCAUCCACUAGCUGCAGGUGUUGCCGUUGCGACACUACAUUCUUGCUAUGGAAAUGAGUUAAAGCAAUUUGUAGCUGGUCUUACUGAGUUAACACCAGACACAGUCCAAGUGCUCAAAGCUGCUGAUAAGUUGGAGAAAGAUCUCGUGCUUAUUGCCGUCGAAGAUUCCGUUGAUAGUGAUGAUGGGGGCAAGUCAUUAAUUCGUCAGAUGCCACCUUAUGAGGCCGAGUCUGCAAUUGCUAAUCUAGUGAAAGAAUGGAUAAAAACAAGAGUGAACAGACUUAAGGAAUGGGUUGAUCGGAAUUUGCAGCAAGAGACUUGGAAUCCCAGGGCUAACAGGGAGAGUUGCGCCCCAUCUGCGGUGGAGGUUCUUCGGAUAAUUGAUGAGACUUUAGAUGCAUUUUUUCAGCUGCCAAUACCAAUGCACCCUGCCCUGCUGCCGGACCUCAUAAUUGGACUUGAUAGAAGUCUGCAACAUUAUGCAUCAAAAGCAAAGUCAGGAUGUGGAACACGGAAUACUUUCAUCCCUGCACUGCCUGCAUUAACAAGAUGUGAGGUUGGUUCAAAAUUGUUCAGGAAAAAGGAAAAACCACACCACAAUGUGCCGAAAAGAAGAUCACAGGUUGGCUCAACUAAUGGAAAUGCCUCUCUUGGAUUGCCACAGCUUUGCGUGCGCAUGAACACACUUCAUCAUAUUCGGACAGAGUUGGAUAACCUGGAGAAGAAAAUCAUAACAUGUUUAAGAAACGUCGAAUCUGCUCAUGCUGAUAUAUCAAACGGGCUAGAGAUCAAGUUUGAUCUCUCCUUGUCAGCUUGCCAAGAAGGGAUUCAACAGCUUUGUGAGACAACAGCCUAUAAGGUGAUCUUUCAUGAUCUAAGUCAUGUUCUGUGGGACAGCCUUUACGUUGGUGAGACCGCGUCUUCUAGAAUUGAGCCCUUCCUAAGAGAGCUUGACCCAACCCUAGAAACGAUAUCAAAUACCAUGCAUGACAGAGUGCGUAACCGAGCAAUAACUGCUUUAAUGAAAGCUUCUUUUGAUGGCUUCUUGCUAGUGCUUUUAGCAGGCGGCCCCUUGCGUGCAUUCACUAAACAAGAUGCUCGGAUGAUUGAAGAUGAUUUUAAAUCUCUCAAAGAUUUAUUUUUGGCGGAUGGGGAUGGUUUGCCUGAAGAGUUGGUCGAGAAGGCAGCGAGCCAAGUGAAGAACGUAUUACCGCUCUUCCGAACUGAUACAGAGAGCCUGAUCGAACGGUUCAGAAGAAUGAUUGUUGAAGCAUAUGGUUCUCAAGCCAAAUCGCGGUUUCCUUUGCCGCCAACAUCCGGGCAUUGGAGCCCGAAUGAGGCCAAUACAUUGUUACGCAUUUUGUGCUAUAGAAAUGAUGAGCAAGCCACUAAGUUCCUGAAGAAAACCUACAACCUUCCAAAGAAGCUAUAAGAUGUUAUAAAACAGUACGUAGUAUCUACAGGUGAUUUAUUAGUAGCUCCUUGGCAAGGCUUGUCUGUAUGCGUUCUGUAUAUCUAUAUUACCAGCGCAGGUUUGGGAGAAUCAUUGAGUUCUCGAUCGUUCUGAUUGCAGCAUCAUGAUACCUUCGAGGGCAGUGUUUUCUACACCAGACUAUAUUCGCCUUAUCAGAUCGGUUUUAGGUGAUGUAAUACUACUGACUUAAAUAUGGGAUUUGGUUUGUUUGAGAGUUGGUUUGUAAAAGUUAGAAUGCUUCAAUCAUUCUUUUAGUUACGUGAUAUCAUGAAGGUUAGUUAUUUAUUCUUUGGGUUAGCAGGAGCUUUCUGGUUCUUUGUUAUAUUAUUAAUGUUUAUUUAGUUUUUUCCGACCUGCUACUUUGAAUCAGUUGUGAAUAAGUUCUAUUUAACUAUCAGGAUGAGGUUUACUGCUUGCAA